AUGGAUAAAUUGUAAUAAUUAAUUUAAGAGUUCUUCAAUGUUUUAGAAUAGAAUUUCUUUCUUUCUAGAGAAUUUAAUAAGAUUUUCAUAUCUCAUGAGAAUAUGAAAUAAAUUGCAUAAGAAAAGAAAUAUUCUGAAUUGACAAUCAAAUUACUUGAAUUUAUUUUAUCAAUUCAUAAAAGCAAUUAACAUUCUGUACUUUAAGAUAGGAUUGCUUAAACAUAAAAACUCUUAAAAAAUUACCAUAGUUAAAUUAAUUAAUCAUAAAAAAAGGAAAUUUAACCAUAAAACUAGAUCACUGACAUUCCAGCCAUUAACAAUUAUAAAAGUAAUCCAGUUACACCUCGUAAUGUCUAAGUUGAUUAAAUAUAAACAUAAUUUUUACAACUUGAGAAGAGACAAAAGUCACAUUAAAAUCCAAGUAAAGGAAUGACAAAAGGAACACCUAAUAGUUCAUCUUAGUAGAGAUUUUUUGUGGAAGAUAUUCCUAAAAUGGGGAAAUCUCAUGUCAAAGAUGAUUAAUAAAGGAAUUAUAAUAUAAUAACUGGUGUGUGAAGACAAAUUGAAUAAAAUGAAAGUUAUAAGAAACAUUAA
Messenger RNA from Paramecium sonneborni, 594 nucleotides. NCBI's taxonomy places the organism in Eukaryota, Ciliophora, Oligohymenophorea, Peniculida, Parameciidae. The record is from the annotation of a GenBank genome assembly.